CUAUGGGUCUAUGUAUACUUCCCAGCAUUAUCCCCAGAGUUGGAGGUGGCAGGGCUUCCCAUGACCCCAUACUCACUGGUAUUCGAGGGCCCGCACUGGCCGAGACCCCGAGAGACCCUCAUUUACCUGCGACAGUACUUUGACACUGUGCGGCAUUCGGAGAUCUCAUGGCAGCCUUGGGCGCCCCUGGGUGAUGGUCUCCGACUUCAGUAUACCGGAGGGUCAGACAUCUCCCAGUAUAGGGUCCUGCUCGAAGGGCCGGUUGGCAGGGCAUGGUUCCUGGGGGAACGCUUUCUGUGUCAGGUAUGGGGGUAUCUUUCUCAGGAUCCUCCCGCAGUACCCCCAGUCAGUAUGCGGACUGCUGACAGGCUCUCUUACUCGGAGGUAGUCGGCGCUAUGCUGGGUAGCGAUGCUUUACUAUAUCUUGAGGAGGGGGACUACGCCACUUACCGUCACAUAUAUUUGAUGCCUCCAUUGACGGGAGCUCGCACCCCGAUGACGAGGCCUGCCGGUAUGUCAUCCUCGGGCCAGGCUCGGGCUCGGGCUGCAGACGCCCCUUCUACUAGUAGGGCUGGUACAUCUAGAGGUGGGGGUAGACCGGUUCCUCCGAUUCCGUCGACUUAUCCUCAUCCUGGAUGGCCAGAUAUGCCGACUGAGUUGAUGGCGUGGCAGUAUGGGGCUAUCUCUCCGACCCCGAUCCCGCUAGAGCCUCCGAUGCCCAGUGAUCGAUACGCCAUUGAUCCUGACUCACCGCUGCCACCGCGAGGGUACAUGGAGGAGGUGGUUGGACUGGUGGCCACACUCGAAGGCAUGGUCCUGCAUAGGGAGGCACAGUUGUCUGUCGCGGGCAUUCAGAUGCCUUCAUGGUCCAGUCAGCCGCAGGCCAGGCCACCUGGGCCUCCUUGGGGAGCUGGGCCAUCUGGGCCUUUUCAGGGAGUUGGGUCACCCGGGCCUUUUCAGGGGGCGAGGCCAUCUCGGCCUUUCCGAGGAGCCGA
This is a messenger RNA of Camellia sinensis, 995 nucleotides long. The record is from RefSeq and is a predicted model, not a curated record. Lineage: Eukaryota; Viridiplantae; Streptophyta; Magnoliopsida; Ericales; Theaceae.